Messenger RNA from Exophiala xenobiotica, 2954 nucleotides. RefSeq lists its product as uncharacterized. The coding region runs from base 268 to 1788 and encodes 506 amino acids. NCBI's taxonomy places the organism in Eukaryota, Fungi, Ascomycota, Eurotiomycetes, Chaetothyriales, Herpotrichiellaceae. The record is from RefSeq and is a predicted model, not a curated record. Gene Ontology annotation, molecular function: LPPG:FO 2-phospho-L-lactate transferase activity. The transcript has a single exon.
GGCGAGUCACAUUGACGAAAAUGAACCAUUGAAGUCUGAUCAGCGAAACCGAGUCCAGCCACAUUCACAGUGUGCAUUUACUGCCGAAACUUGUUGACUCUGGCAAGCUCGCCGCCGGCUACACUACCACAAAUAGCCAUCCCGGCCCUUCCUAGCGAGAUCACCCUUCGGCUAAGCAAGGCUGAGCCUCGUCAUACCGGUAUAUAUGGACACCUUGUCGCUUUCAAAACUACAUCACAUUCCUCUUUGUCAAGCUGGCGGUAGUACAUGGCGAACACCAAGGGUAUAGUAGUCUUCUCGGGAGGAAGCGCUGCAAACAGUCUCGUCGAUGUUUUCGAAGCAGUGCGCGAGAACAAAUCUUGUCCUCUGAGUUAUAUCAUCCCUAUCAGUGAUAAUGGAGGCUCUUCCUCAGAACUGAUCAGAGUCUUCGGCGGACCUGGUAUUGGCGAUGUGAGAAGUCGCCUGGUUCGCCUUAUCCCUACAGACCCGUCUUCGCCGGAGAGAUCAGCCAUAUCUCAUCUCUUCAAUCACCGCUUGUCAUCCACUUUCGCCAUUGACGCGUCAACUGAAUGGCAAUUGAUCGUUUCUGGAACGGCCGACCUAUGGCACGGAAUCCCGUCAGCGAAGACAGAAUUAAUACGAUCAUUCUUCAAUCUGCUGAAUCUGGAAAUCCUGAAGCGAUCGAGGCCCUCGUCGACAUUUGAUUUCACUUCGGCAAGCGUGGGCAACCUCUUUCUAACUGGCGCGAGAUUGUUCAGCGGCAGCUUCGAGUCUGCCAUCUACUUGUUAAGCAGCAUCUGCGCCAUACCAGACGAAGUGCGAGUCAUUCCGAGCAUUAAUUCAAACUUUUCGCACCACAUAGCAGCAGGUCUGGUCAAUGGAGAAGUCGUUGUGGGUCAGAACAACAUCUCACAUCCAGCAGCAGCCACAGCAUUGGCAAUGCCAGCUGUUUCUGCGGGACGGCCAAUCCCUCCCAGAAGUCGUCACAGUGUCGACCAUACCGAAGAAUUCGAAGAUGCGAACAUUCCAGGCACACUACCCACUCUCCGGCAGAAGAAUAUCAACUUCAGCAAGGAUGAAGACGAAGACCUUCCGGCACGGAUAGAACGAAUCUGGUACAUUAAUCCAUACGGACAGGAGAUGCUCCCACCAGCCAACCCUCGAGUGCUGUCAGCAGUCAGACAGGCUCAAGCAAUCGUCUACUCGAUCGGCUCGCUAUAUACCUCCGUUGUUCCCUCCAUUGUCCUCAAAGGAGUCGGUGAGGCACUGCGCGCAACCCCAGCCCGGCACAAAAUCCUCAUCCUCAAUGGCUCCAUCGAUCGAGAGACAGGCCCAAGCUCAAAUCCCUUCUCAGCAUUCGACUUUGUCGAAGCCAUUACGAGAGCGUGUGAGCAGUCUCGUGGCAAUUCCUGGAGACCUGUCCUCCAUACCUCUCGAUCAGACGACACGUUGAAGUCAUCAGUUGCUUCCUCGCCCACAACUCGCCACGGCGAGUUUCUUGUUCCUGGUUCCGCUCCUAAAGAGCCGCGGCCAGCAGAAGGGACCUCGAUAUAUCGUCGAUAUGUUACGCAUGUUGUGCAUUUGAGUGGCGACGGAACUCCAGAGGUCGAUAAGGAGCGUCUCGCGUCCGUGGGCAUCGAUUGCCUCAAAUUGUAUGGUCGCAAAAGCAGCAAAGGUGUUAUGCUGUACGACCCUCAAGCACUUAUUGGCGCACUUGAAGCCAUUCUCGGCAAGAAAGGUGAUGCCAUGCUCCUGAGCAGAAGCCGGAGAAACACGAUGGAAGCGUGAGCCCAUUCCUUAAGUAGGCGUCCUAAGUCCCUCGAGCUGCAAGUGUUCUCAGAAUCGAUGCGACCGGACCGAUAGUGAGCUACCUGCCGGCCGUCAAAGCUCUCCUCUUUUGCUACGCAGCCAUGCGAGGAACGGUAAUUUCCACUCGACUUGCCGGAGGGUACCAUUGAAGAUGUCAAAGUCCACUUUUUGCAAUCUGUUGAGCCAUAAUUGUGUGCUCACCGCCGGGCCCAUGACAAUGCCGAAGCCUUCAUCUAUCUCAGCUUUCCUUUUGUCGGCAGACAUCGAGGCUUCCGUGCCAUAUCUGCCGGGCUCAUGGCCUUCGUCGUUCAGGUGCUCAAAUUCGUGGCCAGGAUCUUGGUUCUGUCGAACAUUCUUGAGCAUCGUCCUGGCCGUAAUAAGAUGGUCCGAUGCACGGGUUGCAACGGCAAAUAUGGCGUCACGCAGGCCGGCAGCAUCUCCUCCAUUUCGGAAAAUGUCUUCCUCUCGAACACCAUACUGAGACAUGACGUCCAACGGCAGCGUGAUUGCGCCUUGCUUUUCCCGGGUUGUGGGCAUGCCCAGACCGACUGGGUUGUUUGAGUGUUGAUUCGGUGGAGAAGGAAAUGCAAGCAAAGGUACACCACGAAGCACAGCUGUUAUACCAGCGGCCUUGCCUACGUGAGAAGCCAGGUGGUCCAUCAUCAAAGAAUUCAGGGGCAAUGCAGAUAAGCUCAAAUAUAACAGUGUGGAAUAUGUUGACUCAGCAUAAGAUUCCAGCUCUGUGAGGUUGGUAAAUCCAGGAUGAGUCAGCUUGCGAUCCCUGGCUGUGAUGAUGCGCUGAAACCAUGUCUUGUUGAGCUUGUGACCUUGCUUAAGGUAGGAAGCUAGAAGAAUGGCGACGGGUUCCUGGGGAGGAGUGAGCUCGAAGCUUUUGUUGAUCGUGUCUCUCCAGAACUGCAUCCUCAUCGCACCAAUCUGCGGCAUUGACACCACGUCAGGUAUCCGAGCUAGUUCAAUGUUGAACGCCCUAAUGGCAAAAUAUGCCGGUAGCAUGUGCGGCCGAAUGAAGUGAGCUAAUGUAUAUGACGGAGAGUCAUAGUUUCUGGAGCCUCGUUAAUGAGGUUGCCCGUCAUGCUCUGGACAUCGAAUUGGAGCGCAACAGACUUACCUGACUAGAUUCUGGC